GGCUCGUAAUAUCCUGUGUCGUUUCCUCAUAUUUGGUGGGUUAGUGGCAUAUAAAAGGGUUGAGAACUCACUGCCUUAAGAAAUAACAAAAGCUCUCAAGAAAUCUGAACAGCAAUGGCUGACAUCCAUGUCAAGAAAAGUCUUUAUGAUGAUCUCUGGAACGACAGCUUUGACAUCGUUCAGAUGAUUCUGAAAGCGGACUUCCUGCAGGGCAUGGCAAGCGUCAGGCUCUCAGCCGAGCGCUUCAUGACCUUCAACCUGCAGGAUAUCUACUAUUUAGUGAAGGUGACCGAGAUGCUGGCGGAGAUGAAGGGCAAACCUCAGACACCACCUGACCUCAAGACAUUCUUUGAGAAAAAAUAUAACAGUUACCAGAGCUUUGCUGCUUCUGUCCUGAAGAAGUAUUGCCUCAAGGACGCAUCCAGCAUCAUUCCUGGCCUGGCAAUCUCCAGCUACUUGCAAACCUACAGGGAGGCAAUGAAGUUGGACCCCAUCUACUUUGUUGUGGCCAUGCUGCCUUGUGUGAGUCUGUGGCCAUACCUGGCCCAACACCUGGACAUCAAGAAGAACACGGCUUACUACGAAUGGAAAGAUGAAAACAUGCACGGCGACCCAAGAAAGGUGUACCAACCCCUGCUGGACAAGUACGCCUGCAGCAUCAACCAGGAAACAGCCACGGCUCUCUUCAGAAAGCAAAUGAGCCACGAGCAGGCAUUCUUUAUGGCAUCCGUCACAGCUAGUCCUGCUAAUGCGUUAGUCAGUGUGUGUCGGUCAACUGUGGAUCAUAGACACAUUUUCAUGCCAUUCUCUUACUAGUAACUUUGAUGUGAUCCUGUCAGGUAGGUAGUGCAUCACACUCCAUGGAUACAGUGAUGUACAAAAGUUGUAAUUUGAUCUGAAAAUAAAAAGCUAAUG
Molecule: messenger RNA, 915 nt
Organism: Osmerus eperlanus (European smelt)
Lineage: Eukaryota; Metazoa; Chordata; Actinopteri; Osmeriformes; Osmeridae
Exons: 3
Coding region: 115-816 (233 amino acids)
Cellular component (GO): cytosol
Source: RefSeq, a predicted model, not a curated record